GAACAUAGGAGGAGGCGCAUGAUAUCUCUAUUAAUUCACUAAUUCAUCUGCAUCUACUUCCUGAAAUACUUCUCCGCUUUAUUACUAUUUGAAUCACCACUCUUCUUCUUCUACACUUUGUACUUUACUUAACUACGACCACGCUACAAGUAGUUUGACUUGCUCACAUAUCAUUACUCGCCAUUAUUUCGACUUGAAGCUUCACUUGCGCCACCAAGAAGUUACUCUUGCUGUUGUUACAGCAAAUCCGAAGCAAUGACUACUGCACCAGAUCCCAAACAUCCAGACCUUCCUGGUUUGAUCUUUGGCUGCUCCCCUUCUAAACAUCGAACAAGCUACAUGAGACGUCUGCUUCGUCGCUAUAACGUCCAAGUCAAUGGGAAUGAAAGAAAAGAAAACACACUUCAUAAGCUUGUCGACCUCGAGAAAUCUAUCGGCGAGAGAGAAAAAGAAGCACUUGUCAACUGGUUUGCUGGUGAAGGUACUUAUAGAGCUCUGGCAGCUUUGCUAGGUGAUGCUAUCAAGCCACCGAUUACCCCGAAAAGCAUUGACGAGCCAACAGCCAAGAAAGCAAAGCUCGAGGAAUAUGACGAUGAUAUCAUCUUCGCCGUAGUCGACGAGUGUAGGAUUUGUAUGGAAAACCUAACACCGGAAAAAUUUCCACAAACUCGCAUAACUAGCACGUGUGCACACCAUCCAGCGGUCUGUAGUCGAUGUUUGACUAAGCACAUUAAUGAUCAAGUUCAAACCAGGGCAUCAAAUCAGGUUUCAUGCCCUGAGUGUCAAGAGAAGGUUUCUGAUGCCGAGAUAAAAAAGUAUGCCUCGCCGGAGGUUUUGGAGAGAAACGGAAGAAGACUAUUAAAUAUGUCUCUUCAACACCUCCCAAACUUUACAUUUUGCCUCAGUCCUAAAUGUGAAUCAGGUCAAAUACACACAGGACCCGAUCAUCCAAUGAUGACAUGCACUACAUGUGGUUUCAAGACAUGCUUCAUUCACAAACUUCCAUGGCACGAAGAUCUCACAUGCGCAGAAUUUGAUCUAUUCAAUCAAGCCAGAGUUCGACAAGAAGCAGCCUCUGAAGCAUGGAUUGCAGAGCAUACAAAACUUUGUCCAAAUCCAAAAUGUGGAAUGAGAAUCCAGAAGAAAACUGGUUGCGAUCAUUUGACUUGUGAGUGUGAUUAUUGCCUCUCCGAAUUUUGCUGGUGUUGUUUUGCCGAUUUCAAAAUGAUAAAGAAACGAGGUAAUGAUCACCAUAAGGAAGACUGUCGGUGGCAUACGAAAAAUGAAAACGGUAUACCUGGACAUGGUAGAAGACAUAAAUCUGCUCUUAAGAAGCUCAAGGAACCGAAGAAGUCGAAGAAACUAAUAAAAUCGGACGAUUCCAAACAAUCGGAUGCAGGACCAGCGCCGAAAGAACCGAAUGUUCUGGAGGAGUCGGAAGAAUUGAAGGAGGUAAAUUUUCGAGAGGAAUCGGAAUCAACAGAUAACCCGACUAUUCUGGAGGAUUUGAAACAGUCACAUUCACCAAUGAAGCCAUCUGAGGCAGCGGAUGAAGUGAAGCCAUUUCAGCCAAAAGUUUCAGACGAUGUUAAGAAUUCAUUUGAACCAGACGUUACAGAAGAUUUGGAGAGACCCAAUCAAUCUCAAGAACCAGUUAAACCUUUUAAACAAACGGAGUCGACAGAAGCAUUAGGGUUGAACAUGCCAAAUCCACUAAAGCGACCUCGAGAGGAGUAAGCUAUUAUCGUGCAUGUUUCUACAAAUCUCUACAAUUUGCCACAAGUGCGAUGUUGUUCGGAUCUCAAAGCUGCUGCAUGGUUUUCUUUGAUUGGAUUUCGUUGGGAUUUUAGAGCAUGGGAAGAAAUGAUGCAUAUCCUUCUUACCAUGACUGAUGGUGUCUUUUUCGGUGGGUUUAAAUAACAUUCAGUACAGCAGGAGAGACGAUUCAUAUUAUUAUCACUAUCAUGACUGAUGAACUUUUCGGUGGGCUUAGUCGAAAGCUUACAACAUGGGUAGGUAUAAUGCAUUUGAUUAUUACCAUUGUUAGAAGCUGUGGCGACAUGAAAUGAGGCGAUUUUA
Messenger RNA from Botrytis cinerea B05.10, 2079 nucleotides. RefSeq lists its product as hypothetical. The transcript has 4 exons. Bases 256 to 1737 code for a protein of 493 amino acids. Lineage: Eukaryota; Fungi; Ascomycota; Leotiomycetes; Helotiales; Sclerotiniaceae. The record is from RefSeq and is a predicted model, not a curated record. Gene Ontology annotation, cellular component: ubiquitin ligase complex; cytoplasm. Gene Ontology annotation, molecular function: ubiquitin conjugating enzyme binding; ubiquitin protein ligase activity; zinc ion binding. Gene Ontology annotation, biological process: ubiquitin-dependent protein catabolic process; protein polyubiquitination; positive regulation of proteasomal ubiquitin-dependent protein catabolic process.